Messenger RNA from Patiria miniata (bat star), 609 nucleotides. RefSeq names its product 60S ribosomal protein L34-B-like. Gene Ontology annotation, molecular function: structural constituent of ribosome. Gene Ontology annotation, biological process: translation. Bases 133 to 477 code for a protein of 114 amino acids. The record is from RefSeq and is a predicted model, not a curated record. NCBI's taxonomy places the organism in Eukaryota, Metazoa, Echinodermata, Asteroidea, Valvatida, Asterinidae. The transcript has 4 exons. Gene Ontology annotation, cellular component: ribosome.
AUUUAUGGGAAGAACAUUCGUAAAAAAUUAACCGAAUGAAAUUUCAGUGUACAUCAGUACCGUAAUUUUGUGCAAUUCUGUGGCCGCAAAAGAUCGAUAAUAGUGACUUUGUAUGUCCUUAAUCUACGGUUCAUGAUGGUUCAGCGUCUUCACUACAGACGUAGGCACACCUACAAUACCAAGUCCAACAAAGUCAAGAUUGUGAAGACACCAGGAGGUAAACUAGUGUACCACUACCUCAAGAAGAAGCCAUCUCCUGCAAGAUGUGGUGACACUGGAGUCAAGUUGUUGGGGGUCAUUGCUGCUCGUCCCAAGAAGCUGAUGUCCGUUCCUCGGCCCAAGAAGAGAGUGACCCGAGCCUAUGGAGGCUGCCUGAGUGCUAGUGCAGUCAAACAAAGGAUCAUCAGGGCAUUCUUGAUUGAGGAACAGAAGAUCGUACGGAGAGUUCUCAAAGCACAGCAACAGGCCAAGAAGUGAAACUGCUAAACACAGCUCUAGGAACACUAGCAUUAUUCUGCUACACACCUGCAAACAACAAUCGCAUUCGGUAAUGAUACAUGUUUAAAGACGGAUUACAUACAAUAAAGACAAUAUGAAGUGGAAAUAAGA